AUGGAAGGUUCUAUUCGAAUUCCAUUAUACGCUUUAAUAUUUUUGAGUGGACUUUUUGGGAACAUACUUGUGAUCAUCACCUUAGCAAGAAACAGACGACUCAGAAUAGUCACUAACGUGUUCCUGCUCAAUUUAGCAAUCAGUGACCUGCUUUUGGGGGUGUUCUGCAUGCCAAUUACCCUUGUUGGAACAUUAUUAAGAAAAUUCGUUUUCGGCCCAGCUAUGUGCAAAAUUAUUUCGUAUGUUCAAGGAGUAACAGUAGCAGUUAAUGCCUGGACUAUGGUCGCGAUAUCAUUGGAACGAUAUUAUGCUGUUUGUGAACCGCUGCAAUCAAGACGUUGGCAGACGUCAUCCCAUGCCUGUCGAGUAGUCAUUGCAAUAUGGGUUAUGUCUUUCAUUGCAAUGGCUCCGAUUGCCUAUGUAUCUGGAUUGCUGCCGUCGGACCCUCCAGGAAAAUUUAAAUGUCGAGAAAGUUGGCCGAGCAGUACAUGGGAGAGAAGCUUCAAUCUAAUUCUUGACAGCAUUCUGUUAGCUUUGCCCCUUAUCGUCAUGGCAACAGCUUAUACCAGAAUAGGUUUAAUUCUGCGCACAGAAAUAACGGAAAACAGUGUCUUUGAAGCAGAUGAAUCAAUCAGCAACUCCCGGAAUCGUCAGAGAUUCAGUAGCCAGAUUACAUCGACAGAUGACUGCAUCUUGUGCAAAUCACCGAAAUGGUCAAUGAAGUUUAGUCACUUCAGUGGUCCUACACAUGGCAGUUCCACCCGGACAUCAACAGUCACGUCUCAAUUUCAUUCUGGGCAUCAAUACAGUACAACUGAAAGUGUCAGCACAGUCACUUUAAACAUGAACAGCCAUAACUUAGAACAUCGUCUAGCUAUAAAGAAACGAGUAACUUGCAUGUUGCUGAUUGUUGUCCUCGAAUUUUUUAUCUGCUGGACACCCAUUUAUGUCAUCAACACAAUUGCUAGUUUCGAUUCCAAUUUUGUUUAUGAAGGCGUUGGAUAUUUUAAUAUAUCAUUCUUUCACUUACUUUCAUACGUUUCGUCUUGCUGCAACCCAAUAACUUAUUGUUUUAUGAACAGAAAUUUCCGAAGAGAAUUCUUACAAACCUUUACAAGAUUGUGUUUCUCGUGUAAAGUGUGCAAGAGAAGUUCGAGAAGUAACCCUGCACUCAACUAA
Uloborus diversus is the source of this 1179-nucleotide messenger RNA. Its product is annotated as gastrin/cholecystokinin type B receptor-like. The record is from RefSeq and is a predicted model, not a curated record. The coding region runs from base 1 to 1179 and encodes 392 amino acids. Lineage: Eukaryota; Metazoa; Arthropoda; Arachnida; Araneae; Uloboridae. Gene Ontology annotation, biological process: neuropeptide signaling pathway. The transcript is spliced from 4 exons. Gene Ontology annotation, cellular component: membrane. Gene Ontology annotation, molecular function: gastrin receptor activity; neuropeptide receptor activity.